Messenger RNA from Camellia sinensis, 978 nucleotides. NCBI's taxonomy places the organism in Eukaryota, Viridiplantae, Streptophyta, Magnoliopsida, Ericales, Theaceae. The record is from RefSeq and is a predicted model, not a curated record.
AUGGCGGAAAUUGUAGCUCAAUCUUUUGUAACCUUUGUGGUGAAAAAGUUGGGUGAGUUGCUCCUCCAGGAAGCGCUAAACUUGCGUGGGGUGCGGCCUCAAGUUGAGCAAUUGCAAGCCCAGCUAAAUCGGAUGCAAUGCUUCUUAGAAGCUGCAGAUGCAAGACCAAAAGGAGGAGCAGAGGAGAUUAUAAUCCGCAACUGCGUUGCUGAGAUCAGAGAAGCAUCCUAUGAUGCUGACGCUGCAAUUGCAACUUUUCUUGUCAAAAUUGCAUUUCGUACUAGUGGGAGAUCAGAUCAGUUCCCUUUCGUUCUCAAGAGGUAUUUGCGUAUCUUCAAGGAAUGUUUAGCCCUUCGUGAGGUUAGGUUGGAGAUUAACAAUAUUAAUACCAGGAUCGACAAAAUCCUCACAACAGGUUUUCAAACUCGUGGAAUACUAAAUUCUGCAGGAGUAGGUGAAAGUUCAUCAUCAACUUCUAUGGCUGAGAGGCAGCGACAAUUAAUGCGAUCCUAUACCCAUAUUGUUGAGGAGGAUGUUGUCGGCACAGAAGAAGAUGUAAAAGCAAUAGUGGAUCUUUUGGUGAAGGAGAAGGCACGUUAUAGAGUUGUUUCCAUUUGGGGGAUGGGUGGUCUUGGCAAGACCACCCUUGCUAAGACGGUUUACAAACACAUUGAAAUUAGGCGUCAUUUUAAAUGUGUUGCCUGGGCCUAUAUAUCUCAACAAUGUAAUACAAGGGAAGUUCUUGAAGGGAUUCUUAUCAAACUUCUCUCUCCAUCAAACGAAGAAAGGAAAGCAAUUGGAAAGUUGAAUCAUGAUGAGCUAGUCAAGAAACUUCAUCAAGUCCAAAGUGAGAACAAAUGUUUGGUGAUUCUCGAUGACAUUUGGAAGGAUGCGGAUUGGGAUAGUUUGAGUCCAGGCUUCCCAAAUACUACAGAGGUAGGCAGCAAAAUAUUGCUAACAACUCGCAAUAAAAAUUGA